Molecule: messenger RNA, 1370 nt
Organism: Girardinichthys multiradiatus
Lineage: Eukaryota; Metazoa; Chordata; Actinopteri; Cyprinodontiformes; Goodeidae
Product: GTPase IMAP family member 4-like
Exons: 3
Coding region: 36-1370 (444 amino acids)
Molecular function (GO): GTP binding
Source: RefSeq, a predicted model, not a curated record
GGAAAACAUGUGCUACACCUGAGUGAGUGCUUUCUAUGAGGGAUCCAAAAACUAUUUUCUUCAACAGCAUGGAUGGUUCUUUGACUGCUUGUUGUGGGUUAGGAGCAGGACGGAACAACUUUCAAUUGCCUAAGAGAAGAAUUGUCAUCAUGGGACAAACUGGAGCAGGAAAAAGCAGCCUUGGAAACACCAUACUCAACAAUAAGAAGUUCAAAGUCAGCCAUGAUCCGGACUCUGGGAUGAGUGUGUGUGAAACAAAGACCAAAUGUGUUGGUGGAAGAGAAAUCACUCUGAUUGAUAUGCCUGGUUUAUUUGACCCAGCAAUAGAUGAAAAAGAGCUGAAGCCUGCAUUACUUAAGUAUAUCACAGAGUGUUCACCUGGGCCUCAUGCAUUCCUCAUUGUGCUCAAAGUGGAGGAAUAUGCUGAGAAAGGCAAAGAUAUCAUCAGCAAAAUGAAUGAAUAUUUCUCUGAGGAAGUGUUCAGAUAUGCAACUGUUGUCUUUACUCAUGGUAAUAGUCUCCCAAGAAGGCAACGAAUCAAAGAUUUUGUGAAGAAAAACAAGUUUCUUAGUAGUUUAGUAGAAAAGUGUGGAAGUCGAUGCCACGUCGUAGAUAACAAACACUGGAGCAAGCGACCAAAGUAUGAAUACAGAAGCAAUUGUUAUCAGGUGAAGAAGAUACUUAAAUCAAUAGAGAAGACAGUGGAAGAAAAUGAUGGAAUCUGCUAUACCAAUGCCUUGCUGCAAGAAAUUGAGAAAAAUAUUCAACAAAAAGAGCAGCACAUUGCAGAAACCUCAAGAAACAUACCAAAAGAAAAAAUCAGAGAGACUGCUAAAGACAGGGUGUAUGAUGAUGUCUUAAACAAAGCCGCAGGCAUUACUACAGGUGCUCUGUUAGGAGCUGUUUUUGGUGUAGCAACAGCUGUCUCAGUUGUUGUGGCACUGCUAGCAAGUGUCUUCACAGUGGCAGUCAAAGCAUUGACUGGAACGGCUACAAAUCCAGCUUUAGACAAAGCAGCAAAAGCAGCACCAGAUGCAGCAGAAGCAGCAGGAAAACCACCAGCAGAAGAAAAAGUGAGAACAGAAGAAGAGGGAAACACAGCAGAAAAAACAACUGAUGCAACAGUUACAGGAAAAGCAGGUUUAAGACUAGCAGUUAGGUCCCUCCUGGGUUCAGCUCCAGUAGCAGGCGCAUUGCUUGGGGGUUACACAGGAUAUAAAGCAGCAGAGAAAGCUGAAACGCCAUGGGAAGCAGCAGAGAAGGCGGCUGAGGCUGUGAGUUCUUCAGGAUUUACUGCCAUAGAGACAUCUCAGAAAUGUGUGUCAAAUUUAGUUAACGCAGUGUUUAAACCCCUGACCAAAGACUCUUGA